AUUUGGCCAUCAAAAUCCAAAGAUCGUCCAUUUCUAUUGGGACCCAUUUCCAUGCUCACUUCUCGCUCUCGCAUUCUCUCUCAAAAAUAUCUCAACUUUGCAUCGUUAUCUGCUUCUUUUUUAUUAUCAAAACAGUCAUCUUUCAAUUCCAAGCAAACCCUUUUGCCAUCUUUGCAUAACUCACCUGUUUCUUUACAUUCUCAGUCAAUCAAAGCAGGGGUUUCAAGGCGUUUUUUGGGUUCUGUAAGAUUCAGUCAUUCAAUGGCUAGCCAAUCCAGUCCUCAAUCUGCUCAUGAUUUCACUGUUAAGGAUGCUAAGGGAAAUGAUGUUGACCUCAGCAUUUAUAAGGGGAAGGUCCUCUUGAUUGUCAAUGUUGCUUCACAAUGUGGCUUGACCGAUUCAAACUACACGGAGCUGACCCAGCUAUAUGCAAAAUACAAGGAUCAAGGUUUGGAGAUUCUGGCUUUUCCGUGCAAUCAAUUUGGAUCCCAGGAGCCUGGGAGCAGUGAAGAGAUUGUGGAGUUUGCUUGCACUCGCUUUAAGGCUGAAUAUCCCAUAUUUGAUAAGGUUGAAGUGAAUGGUAACAACGCUGCUCCAAUUUACAAAUACUUGAAGUCUAGCAAGGGUGGACUUUUUGGGGACAACAUUAAAUGGAAUUUUUCCAAGUUCCUGGUAGAUAAAGAAGGCAAAGUUGUGGAUCGUUAUGCUCCCACUACCUCCCCUCUUAGCAUUGAGAAAGAGGUGAAGAAACUUCUGGGGAUUGCUUAAUUGCUCAAUGCUUGGUUUGCUUAAUCGGCUAUGGAAAAAAUAAAAGAGUACGCUGCACUACUAUGAAUAAACACCAUGUAGUUGAUGCUGGGGGUGUAUUUAUCUGGUCUUUUUCACUUUUGUGAGCUUGUUAAGACAUGAAUUAUAGUUAAUCUUCAGAAUUCAGUUUCCAACUUUAUACUAA
Messenger RNA from Populus nigra (black poplar), 952 nucleotides. Its product is annotated as probable phospholipid hydroperoxide glutathione peroxidase. Bases 52 to 768 code for a protein of 238 amino acids. The transcript has 6 exons. Gene Ontology annotation, cellular component: cytosol. Gene Ontology annotation, molecular function: glutathione peroxidase activity. The record is from RefSeq and is a predicted model, not a curated record. Gene Ontology annotation, biological process: response to oxidative stress. Lineage: Eukaryota; Viridiplantae; Streptophyta; Magnoliopsida; Malpighiales; Salicaceae.